CCGCCCACCAGCCCCGGCUGUCCCCUUUUAUAGGCUGCAGACACCACCUCACCUACCGCCUUCGAACAGAUCGGCGCUCCGCAGCUUAAUCUCCGCUCUGUUUUCGCUACAUUUGGGCUCCGAAAGUCAUUCAAAAUGCCGAUGGUACUGGCCUACUGGGAUAUUCGCGGGCUUGCCCAGCCUGCCCGCCUCCUGCUGGAGUACACCGGCGAAGAGUAUGAGGACAAGCACUACACCUGUGGUGACGCUCCAAACUAUGACAAGACCUGCUGGACUUCAGUAAAAGACAAACUUGGCCUGGACUUUCCCAACCUACCCUACUUGCUGGAUGGAGACAGGAAGAUAACACAGAGCAAUGCUAUCAUGAGAUACAUUGCUCGUAAGCACAAUAUGUGCGGAGAGACUGAGGAUGAAAAAGUUCGAGUGGACAUCAUGGAGAACCAAUCAAUGGACUUCAGAAAUGGCUUUGUGAGGAUGUGCUACACUAACUUUGAUGAGAUGAAGCCUGAGUAUCUAAAGACGCUGCCAAGUACUCUGAAGCAGUUCUCAGAUUUCCUUGGAAAUAGGAAGUGGUUUGCUGGUGACAAGAUCACUUUUGUGGACUUCAUUAUGUACGAGCUGUUAGAUCAACACGUAGCCUUCGAGCCUAAAUGUCUGGAUAACUUCAAGAACCUCAAAGAGCUCUUAAACCGUUUUGAGGCUCUGGAGAGGAUUGCUGCAUACAUGAAGUCACCAAGAUUCAUGAAGACUCCUAUUAACAACAAAAUGGCCAAAUUUGGAAACAAGUAGUAAACAGCAGUUCCUUCAUGCCUUAGAAGAAUCAUGAAAAAUGUUGUUUAGUUCAGCUGCCAAAUUAACAUCAAAGUUGAGACUGGAAAAAAAUGAGUGUCAUUUGUUGGUUGAUAGAAUUUGUACUGAAACAUUUGUAAUGAAAGCACUGAUGGUUACAAUUAAAACCUUUUUUGACAGAUUAAAAA
Archocentrus centrarchus (flier cichlid) is the source of this 977-nucleotide messenger RNA. Its product is annotated as glutathione S-transferase Mu 3-like. Bases 136 to 789 code for a protein of 217 amino acids. The record is from RefSeq and is a predicted model, not a curated record. Gene Ontology annotation, biological process: glutathione metabolic process. NCBI's taxonomy places the organism in Eukaryota, Metazoa, Chordata, Actinopteri, Cichliformes, Cichlidae. Gene Ontology annotation, molecular function: glutathione transferase activity. The transcript is spliced from 8 exons.